AUGGGCUCUCGUCUCGAUUCUAAUUCGAGCGCGGUGCGAAAGCGCAUCGAAAAUCUACCCAAUCUAAUUCAACUUGGACCGAGGCUUAUCGAAGUCGAUUUAGACGAAUUUCGCGAUGAAACAGGCGAAGAAUAUGAGGCCUCUGCUUUUGGGGGCUUCGGAGACUACAUGCGACGCAAGAAAAUUAAACUACAGAAUCUGGAUGCUGAAAUCCGAGCGUCCUCUCGGGACUGCCCUCCAAUCUUCCGCGGGAUAGUUGCGCACGUUAAUGGAUACACCCAGCCCUCUUUACAAGAUCUACAUCGCCUCAUUGUCAGCCAUGGAGGGGGCUUCCUGCAAUACUUAGACAACAAGACGUCGGCAACCCAUAUCAUCGCCAGUUCGCUGACGCCUAAGAAACGAGACGAAUUCCGACGAUACCGCAUUGUGAAGCCCGCAUGGGUUACAGAGAGUAUCAAGGCAGGCCGCCUGUUACCAUGGAACGAAUUUCGGGCUGUGGAUGAAGGACAAUCUCAAAAGAUUUUAAAAUUCGGUGGCGGUCACAUGACUAGUGAGACCAACACCUUGCGGUCGGGGUAUAGAGAACAGUCCAAUACCAGCUGGUACAAUUCCCAGCUGCUGGCUGCCGAUUCGGGCAGGACUUCGGGACCUCCUCAGCGCUCGGAUUCACUAGCUAGGCAAAAUUCACCAGACUCUACCCCAGUCCAAGAACAGAGUGCUGGAACUUCAACAACCCUUGCUGGUGAUCAGUGGCUCCAAGCCAAUGAUCAAGAGCAAUCCACUACCACCCCUUCAAAGCAAAGGACUAUCCUGGAUUUAGAGGAUCCUGAUGAACUAGAGAGCCCUCACAAAGACGCUUCCGCUCGGAUCCAGGUCGAUCCAGUCUUGAGUAACAGCGCUCACAAACCGCUGAAUCUCUCUGGCUCGCAGUUCAUUAUGCCACCUCGGCCAGAACCAAAAGGCACACCUGCACCUGUGAGUGACAUUAGGUCCAAGCUCGCGGCACAGGCACGGCCUCGGAAAAGCCCCGGGUCUGCCUCUCCAUGUCCUCGGCCGCGUCAGUCACAACCCUCUCCAACGCAAUCCGAGAAAUCAUGCACUGCGGGCCAUUCUUCCCCGUCGCAACUGGAUCCAGAAGCUUUGGCUGCGUUACCAGAAGACAUUCGCAAUGAAGUAUUAGGCUACUAUGACCAGCAGUAUGCAGCUGCACCCCUAUCAGCUUUAUCAUCACCUGCCGCAGCCUCUCCUGUUGCAGCUCCUAGGCCUACAGAGGGCAAAAGGAACAUAUCGCCACCCAAGAAAGAGCCUACCAAGUCUAACAGACCCAAUAAUAGUGCUAACAAGACUCUUGCGAAGUUUGGAUUUAUCUCUCAGGCUGCUGCGCCAACCUCUAGCAAAGGGAGUCCUGGGCCUACUCCUUCACCUCCCCCGCCUGCGAAACAGCCCCAGGCCCAGCCUCAAUCUUCAACCCCCGGUGCUACAACUUCUCCGGGCAAAAGGGAGUCGUCUCCGUCAGAGGUACCGGUGUUUACAUCACAAGGCCUAUCGAAUUUAGAAGAUCUUCAGAAUGCAAUCAGCGCUUGGCAUUCAACCUUCAUAUCUGAUGGCCCAUAUAGUGACGACGUCGAGGCACUAUGUACAUACCUCCGAAGGGUGAUAACCGAGGAGAAUGAUACGGAAAAGGCAGUCUCUGUUGUACGAUGGUUGAUGUGGCUCGUUGGGCAGCAUGGACAGGAGGAGCCUCAGGUUUCCCCAGACGAGGACGUUGUUUCAUGGGCAGAUGCUAUUGAGACUAUGCAGCAGAGCGUUCGAGAUACUUUGAGGGCAAAGGGGCAACCUGCUGUGGACUUUGCCUGA
Molecule: messenger RNA, 1857 nt
Organism: Penicillium chermesinum
Lineage: Eukaryota; Fungi; Ascomycota; Eurotiomycetes; Eurotiales; Aspergillaceae
Product: putative DNA damage repair protein Mus42
Exons: 2
Coding region: 1-1857 (618 amino acids)
Biological process (GO): error-prone translesion synthesis; error-free translesion synthesis
Cellular component (GO): nucleus
Molecular function (GO): DNA-directed DNA polymerase activity; deoxycytidyl transferase activity
Source: RefSeq, a predicted model, not a curated record